AUGGUUCCCGCUCCGGCUCUAGUCCACGGCCCUACCGACCCUGUGCUCUGGCACAAGACACUGGGCGAUCUAAUUGAUGAGCAAGCAUCUCGCUAUGGCACAAAAGGGGCGGUGAUUGUGCCCUGGCAGUCUGUUCGUCUCACCUACAGUCAACUUGCGGAAAAAAGCCGGGUGUUACCUCAGAAUAUUCUCAAUAUGGGCUUGCAUCCGGGCGACUGCGUGGGCAUCAUGGCGAGAAAUCGCUAUCAAUAUACCGAAGUCUUCUUAGGUGCGGGACGAAUUGGUUGUCCGGUCGUAGUGUUGAACAAUACAUAUAUUCCGCACGAGUUAACGAGAGCCGUUCGCCAGAGUUCAUGCAAACUUGUCUUCAUUAGCUUUUCCAUCGGAAAACAAGCUCUUACGGGCCAUGUCGACGCCCUUCGUGGGAGCCAGUCUUCUAACCCAGAACUCCCAGAACUGCGCCGAAUGGUGCUCCUUGGGGAGGAACUGCCUGGUCAGGAGGGCGUGAAAGUUCAUACUGGACAGACAGAGAUUGUUCGAACGAUUUCAUCUGAAGAUAUUCUCAAUCUAUGGUUCACCUCGGUCUCCGCACUCUAUCAUGGAAGUAGCAUUGUCUUUCCUUCGGACUUCUUCGACGUCAAGCAAAUUGUCGAUACCAUUCUGAUAGAGGAUGCGACAGUCAUUCUCGGCGUGCCUACGAUGUGCAUCGCCGAGCUGGAGGUGCUAGCUCAGCUCGGUCGCAAACCACGGCGCCUGCGAACAGGCCUGGCGUCUGGAUCGAGCGUGUCGCAGGACUUGAUGAACCGACUUCAGGAGAAAUGGGGGUCGAGAAGAUGCCGGUCACGUUUGUCACGGGGCUGGAUGACCCCCGAUGAGAAGCGCACGUCGACGGUAGGCAGAGUCAUCCCCCAUACGGCAGCCAAGGUCGUCGAUCGGCACGGUCGGAUCCUGGCCCGAGGACGAGGUGAGCUCUGCACCAGUGGAUUUGCCUUGCAGAAGGGUUUUUGGCAGAAUGAGCAGAGAACGAAGGAGGUCAUGCGGCGGGAUGAGACCAGAGUGAGGAGAAUAUCAUUCCCCGAGAGAAUUGAGGAACGACGGAUGGCCCAUGCGUCUAUCAGCGAGGCCAGUGUGGUGGGCAUCAAGAAUGAACGCUACGGGGAAGUCGUUGGUUGUUUUCGGAAGGCGAUUGGAGCAGCCACCAAACUUUGUCACGAUGAGCUCCGCCACGAUGUCAGUCAGACUUCAGGGCGUCAUAAGGCGCCCCAGCACAUUUUCUGGAUUAGCAAUGCGGCCAAGCACCUCCUACGAGACUUGGGCAAUCGGUUGGCCAGGCUGGAUGAGGUACGCGCUAGAUGUGGCUAG
Messenger RNA from Aspergillus homomorphus CBS 101889, 1362 nucleotides. RefSeq names its product acetyl-CoA synthetase-like protein. Lineage: Eukaryota; Fungi; Ascomycota; Eurotiomycetes; Eurotiales; Aspergillaceae. The transcript is spliced from 7 exons. Gene Ontology annotation, molecular function: medium-chain fatty acid-CoA ligase activity. The record is from RefSeq and is a predicted model, not a curated record. Gene Ontology annotation, biological process: fatty acid metabolic process. Bases 1 to 1362 code for a protein of 453 amino acids.